GAAACAGUUUACUGAACAUUGUAAAUGGCAAGGUUCCGGCGUGUGGGAUGGAUUGGCAGAACGCAUAUAAGGUGUAUGCCCCUUGUAUGUUGACGAAGUACAAGCAUUGGGUGGCUGUAAUGAUUGAUCUGGUUAAGUGUGAAAUCAAAGUGUACGAUUCAAUGGUUUCACUUAUUCCAGAUGAGAUCUUAAAGGAAGAACUCGCCCCGCUUUCAAUUACGAUUCCAAAUCUUCUCAACACCAUCGACUUUUAUGAAGAAGGUGUUUACGCAAACAAUUGCAGCCGAGAUUGGUGGUGUCCGUGGCCAAUAGAGCGUGUGGAUGUUCCACAACAGUCUAAUCAAGGCGAUUGUGGCAUGUUCGUGUUGAAGUACAUUGAGCUUUUGAGCGCUGAGAUUCCGUUAGCUACUUGCACCUCGCAGAACAUCCCCUUUUUUCGGUUGAAAUUGGCUGCAGAGAUAACACGGGGAGAUGCUUACAUGCCAUGA
This is a messenger RNA of Prunus persica (peach), 488 nucleotides long. RefSeq names its product sentrin-specific protease 2-like. Gene Ontology annotation, cellular component: nucleus. The record is from RefSeq and is a predicted model, not a curated record. The transcript has 2 exons. Gene Ontology annotation, biological process: protein desumoylation. Gene Ontology annotation, molecular function: deSUMOylase activity. Lineage: Eukaryota; Viridiplantae; Streptophyta; Magnoliopsida; Rosales; Rosaceae. Bases 48 to 488 code for a protein of 146 amino acids.